Lasiosphaeria miniovina is the source of this 957-nucleotide messenger RNA. RefSeq names its product Glyoxalase/Bleomycin resistance protein/Dihydroxybiphenyl dioxygenase. Gene Ontology annotation, molecular function: lactoylglutathione lyase activity; metal ion binding. The record is from RefSeq and is a predicted model, not a curated record. The transcript is spliced from 5 exons. Bases 1 to 957 code for a protein of 318 amino acids. NCBI's taxonomy places the organism in Eukaryota, Fungi, Ascomycota, Sordariomycetes, Sordariales, Lasiosphaeriaceae.
AUGGCGUCGACAACCGAGACUAAGAACUACAAGUUCAACCACUCAAUGAUCCGUGUAAAGGACCCAAAGGAGUCAGUCAAGUUCUAUGAGUUCCUCGGCAUGAAGAUGCUCAAGAGGCUCGAGUUCCCCGAAGCCAAGUUUGAUCUCUACUUUCUGGGCUACGACUCGCCCAAGGCUGUGUCGGGCGGCAACAACCUGUGGGACCGCGAGGGCCUCAUCGAGCUGACCCAUAACCACGGCACCGAGAACGACCUAAACUACAAGAUCAACAACGGUAACGUCGAGCCGUACCGUGGCUUUGGCCAUACUUGCAUUAGCGUCGAUAACAUUCAAGCCGCCUGCCAGCGCCUCGAGGAUGCCGGCUACCGUUUCCAGAAGAAACUCAGUGACGGCCGCAUGCGCCACAUUGCCUUUGCCCUCGACCCAGACGGCUACUGGGUUGAGAUUGUCGGCCAGAAGUCGCUUGAGCUGGCCGAGGGCGUAAAAGAGACUGACGUCGAGACGUAUCGCAUGAACCACACCAUGAUCCGUGUCAAGGACGCUCAGAAGUCGCUCAAGUUCUACCAGGAGGUACUGGGAAUGACGCUUCUGCGGACUCAUGAGAACGAAAAGGCUGCCUUCAACCUGUACUUUCUCGGGUAUUCCGAGAGCACAGGGGCUGGCGAGGGCACCGCCGAUCGUGAGGGCCUACUGGAGCUCACCUGGAACUACGGUACCGAGAAGGAUGAGGCCUUUAGCUAUCACGACGGGAACAAGGGACCCCAGGGCUUUGGCCACAUCUGCGUGUCGGUGGACAAUCUCGAGGCUGCCUGCGCUCGAUUUGAGUCGCUCAACGUGAACUGGAAGAAGCGGCUUACUGAUGGGCGCAUGAAGAACGUCGCCUUUGUGCUUGAUCCAGACGGAUACUGGGUUGAGAUUGUGCAGAACGAGCGUUUCACAGGCAAGGACAACUUUUAA